Tigriopus californicus is the source of this 1450-nucleotide messenger RNA. Its product is annotated as protein FAM50 homolog. Gene Ontology annotation, cellular component: nucleus. NCBI's taxonomy places the organism in Eukaryota, Metazoa, Arthropoda, Copepoda, Harpacticoida, Harpacticidae. The record is from RefSeq and is a predicted model, not a curated record. Bases 144 to 1301 code for a protein of 385 amino acids. The transcript has 7 exons. Gene Ontology annotation, biological process: chromatin organization.
AAGCUUUAGUUGUCUCUCAGCCGGCCGCCCUUCUGAAGUUUGUUCAAUUCUCGCGAUCUCAGCCGACGCCAUUUGCACCCGCGUUCACCCGUUGAAACGGUCAUUUUCACGGUCCAAUCCCCAUCCAUUACACUACCCACAAGAUGGCACAGUACAAAGGACCCGCGAGCGAGAGUCAAAGGGUGAUGCACCUCACAAAGAAGCGGGAACGGCAACAGGAGGAGAUUGAAAUCAAGAAAAAAAAACUUGCCGAGGACCUUAAGUUUGACAAGAUGGAAUCCAAGUUUUCCGCCCAUUACGAUGCCGUGGAAACCAAUCUUAAGAGCUCCACAGUGGGUCUGUUGACGGUCGACGAGAUGAAAUCUCGCCAGGAGGAAGCCGUGAAGGAACGGGAAAAAUUACUAGCCAGAAGGAACCGCGAGGAACUCCAAAUCCUUAAACAAGAGGAAAAAGCCAAGGAGGAAAAGAGGCGAAAGCAACAGCAGCAAAUCAAGGCUUUAUCUUUCAAUCCAGAUGACGAUGAUGAGGAAGAAGAAGACGAGGACGACCAAGAAAAUGACGACAAGAAAGAAGAGAACCGGGCUAAAAAUAGCCGUGUUUUAAAGAAUGAGCAGGAAAUUAAAACCGAACCUCCGGCACAAAACGACCCACCUUCAGAUGAAACGAAAACUGUUCAAGUCGAUCCAGAUGAGCGAGAAACCCGGGAGGCAAGUGGCCAUUUCCUGAAACGAAAACGAUUGGGCAAGAAUCCCGAUGUAGACACAAGCUUUUUGCCGGAUGUGGAUCGUGACGAGGAAGAGAACCAAUUGCGAGAGAAACUUCGCCAGGAAUGGGAAAGUCGGCAAAGACGUCUCAAAGAGGAGUCCAUUCAUAUCGUGUUCUCUUAUUGGGAUGGAUCCGGUCAACGACGUAGUUUGACCAUGAAGAAAGGCCACACGAUCUACAAUUUCUUGCAGAAGUCGCUCGAGACCCUCCGACCGGACUUUACUGACCUGCGCACCGUCACGGCCGAUCAACUGAUGUACGUCAAAGAGGAUUUGAUCAUCCCCCAAACCAACACAUUCUACGACUUCAUUGUCACAAAGGCCCGAGGGAAAAGUGGUCCAUUAUUCAGCUUCGAUGUCCACGACGACAUUCGUCUCGUAAAUGAUGCUACCGUGGAGAAGGACGAAUCGCAUGCAGGUAAAGUUGUUCUUCGGUCGUGGUAUGAGAGGAACAAGCACAUUUUCCCCGCAUCCCGAUGGGAACCGUACGAUCCAACCAAGACUUAUGACAAGUACACCGUUCACGACAAGAAAUAAAAGAAACCCUCCAUUAAGGAUGUCGUCGUCCGCCCCUUCGUUACUCAUUUCAAGGUUUUUUCACUCAUCGUUUCACUCACUCGUUCCACUAAUCAAUAUAUCUCGAAAGAACUUUUAAAUGCCCACCUGAAAAGAUGGGCUGGUUGUUC